Molecule: messenger RNA, 4596 nt
Organism: Hemicordylus capensis (graceful crag lizard)
Lineage: Eukaryota; Metazoa; Chordata; Lepidosauria; Squamata; Cordylidae
Gene: ARL5A
Product: ADP ribosylation factor like GTPase 5A
Exons: 6
Coding region: 76-1017 (313 amino acids)
Biological process (GO): protein localization to Golgi membrane; vesicle-mediated transport; intracellular protein transport
Cellular component (GO): cytoplasm; trans-Golgi network
Molecular function (GO): GTP binding; GTPase activity
Source: RefSeq, a predicted model, not a curated record
GUGCGUAAGCUGCUGGGCAGGCAUGCGCGGGGGCUGGCCGCUGGCGUGUGGGGGUGGCGAUGGUAGUAGCGGUGGAUGCGGGCCAGCUUGCGCGCAGGCGCAGACUUCCGGUGUUUCUUGCGGACGGUGCCCGACGGGGCUCAUUCUGUUCCUUCUGUCCUCACUCCAGCUUUCCUCAAAGCGCUGAGGCCUAGAAAAGCGAAGCUUGAGAAGGAGCGCUUAAAAAAAAAAAGUUGCGGCGAGGCCGGCGGCGGCGGCAAUGUCCGUGAGGAGCGGCGAGGGGCGCGCGGUGGCGUUGCUGCUGGUGACCACAGCGGAGACGACGACGACGACCGCCUCGAGGGCACGGGGCCUGCGCCGCCUCCCUCUUGCACCUCUUCGUCAGUUUCCUCCUCGCUGCGGGGCUCUCGCGGGGGGCUGGGCCCGGGCCCGGGCGGGAGCAGUCCGAGACCGAGACUGAGGCCGGGAGGAGCGUGGAGGUGGUGCCUGCCUGGGGGCAGCCUGAGCUUCCGCCGCCUGAGUAUGGGAAUCCUUUUCACCCGGAUAUGGAGGCUGUUUAACCACCAGGAGCACAAAGUGAUCAUUGUUGGCCUUGAUAAUGCAGGAAAAACAACCAUUCUUUAUCAGUUUUCUAUGAAUGAAGUGGUGCAUACCUCCCCAACUAUAGGAAGUAAUGUAGAGGAGAUUGUAGUUAAUAAUACACGUUUUCUGAUGUGGGAUAUUGGAGGCCAAGAAUCACUUCGAUCUUCAUGGAAUACAUACUACACAAACACUGAAUUUGUGAUAGUUGUUGUGGAUAGCACAGACAGAGAGCGGAUUUCUGUAACAAAAGAAGAACUUUAUAAAAUGUUAGCACAUGAGGACUUGAAGAAAGCAGGCUUGCUCAUCUUUGCUAACAAACAAGAUGUUAAAGACUGCAUGACAGUAGCAGAAAUUUCUCAGUUUCUGAAGCUAACUUCAGUUAAAGAUCACCAGUGGCACAUCCAGGCAUGCUGUGCUCUUACUGGCGAGGGGUAAGAAGGCUUUGGUUGGUUGAUACUUCUUCUGAACAGAUGAGAUUGUGCCAAGGACUUGAAUGGAUGAUAUCAAGACUUAAGAUCAGAUGAUUUUUACUCUGCACAGACAUUUGUAUGGAAAAAGUGCUGGAUCUUUAGAUCUCUACAGCUGUGAAAUUAAUGGCUUAUUUGUAUUUAUAAAACCAGAACAUAAUUCUUCUUUGCCAUUUAAAACACUAAAGCCACCUCCAGUGGAAAGAAACAAUUAGAAGUUCAAAGUUGGCUUCCCAGCAGCUUCCUCUGAGGUGGAGUUGGAAUCCUGUGGCUGACCUUAAUUUUAAUGUAAAAUCACUUGAGAUUGUUCAAUAAAUGAUGUGUGUGAUGAGAAUGAGGAGGAGGAAUUUUAAUUUUUGUUUUAUUAUUCCAGUCUAACUCACUCACUUGAAGAUGUUGACUUUGUUCCAACCAAUCAGUAAAUCAGUGGCACAGGUAUUGACUUUCCAGUAUUGAAACUUAUUCAAAUGUGUUACAGAAGCAAACAUAUUUUCCUGUAUGUGUACUGUACAUUUUGUAUAUUUAUACCUCAUGUUAUAAAGUUGAUUGAAAUCUGUACAGAGAAAUGGGAAAUAUCACUGACCCUGUCAGUGUUCUUGACACUGUCACAAAUAGAUUAAAUUGCAGUACCUGGAUUCGAGCCAUUUGAGUCCUGUUGAAUGCUGCAAAAAUAAUUUUCUUUUAAAUCUAAAGUACUUUAAUCUGUAUUUGAAUUGGGCUGUGGAAAAUACUAAAAGGGAUAUUGCUGACACAUCAUUUGUAUGUUGUCAUAUUCUCCAUGCUAUUUUUAUGGCUAACGUUGAUGGUAAAAUUCUAGAGGAGUAUUUCUGUUUUCUUGUAUUAUAUACAUUUUGCAGCUAAAAACAUAAAAAGAAACAAAACAUGGUGUAUUACUGAUUAGGUUUUAUACUUGACUUAAUAUGAGCAUCUACUUGUAUCAAAUAGGUAAACUUGCAAACUGUUGGUAAAAACCUUAUAAACUUGUAGAGGUUGACAUUCUGAUUCCAUUGGCCAAGAAAAAUGUUUGAAAUGUGUGCAAUACACUUUAAAAACAUCUUCUUUCCUUGGGUUUACACUGACAUAAUAUUCCAGUUGUAAACAUUUAUGGUGGUAUGUAUGUUAAUAAAGGAAAGAAACAUUUCCCCCCUUUAUUCCAAGUAAGUAGUCUAAUAAGAAAUUUUACAGAAUGAGGGUGGGGGUUUCCAUUGAGCACUCUUUAGGGUAAGUAAGGAUGUAUAUUUGCGAUAAUCCCAAAUUGUCAAUGUUCCUUCUUAUAGGAGAUAUAGGCUAUAAUAGAAAUGACUAUAGCCAUCCAGAUAUAACAAACUGCUUUUUAAACUUUCCUGAAUGUUUUCAGGUGGUUUACUAUGUGGAUUCAUGUGGGCUGCUUUUAAACAAAAGUCUAAAUUUUAUGUGAGAUGCAUGGUACUUAUGAAUUACAAUUAAGUUUAUUCUGCCACUCUGACAAAACUUCCAGGGUUUUAAAUGAUGUGAAUAACUAUUUUCCUCUGUAAACUUAAUGCACCAGUUGCAGGGUGGAGGGGCAGUAAGCUGAAGAGGUGCCAUAGGGUAGAAGAAUAUUGCUUUUGUUAAAGGGCUGUGAUGCUUAUGAAAUGGAAUGGUUGUGUUUUGAACACUGUGCUGGCAUCCUUCUUGGAUUUUCAGGUUAUUUAGAAACUAGAACUUGAUAAACUGGAAAGUCCCCUUUUAGCUUUGUAAGUUUAAAAGAGAGACAUUUUGCAAUUUGUUAAGUAGUAAAACCUUAGUUAACAUUGGGUUAUAUCCUAUGAAUGUUUUCAAUUAGUGGAUGUACCAUUUGUCCAAAUUGCAGGGAGUGAUUUUUGUUGAUUCCCCUUUACUCUUCAUCCCUCUGUGUUCCUCCCAAAUAUACCCUUGACUGAUUUGAGGGGGUGGGGAGCACAGGCUGCAAAUGGAAGGAGAGGGAUCAACCAAAGCAAAACCCUAUUUUGUGUGAAUGGAAAGAGUUCUUAGGAUACAACCAACCAUCACCUAAUUUGGGUCAAAAUAUCUUUAAAUUACAAUACAUUCAACAGCUGUUUUCAUUCUUGGAAUCUGAUAUCAACAAAACUGGAUGCUUUCUACUCUGUCCCCUAGUAUAUCUUAAAAGGUGUACAUUCUUACCAAAUGCAUGCAGAGUAUCAGCAAUGGUGAUUUAUCACUGUAAUUUAAUGUACACUGUUUGAGGGGGCAAGGAACAAUUGAUAUAGAGACGGCAAUCCGAAGAGCAUGAGCGGUCUCAUGCAACAGGCAUAUGUUCGUUUAGUGAAAGUUUUGACUUGUUUCCUUGGAACAGUUAAUCUCCCCCUGCCAUAUCACAAACUGUUUUUUAGAUUCUUCUCACAUUUCAAUGUUUUGCCGUAUUACAUGGGAUGCUGCUGUUCAAGGAAAAAUCAAAUGUAAAGCCCCAUGAGACUAGUUGGAUCCCAUCAAGAUUGCUCACCCCCAACUCUCUCUUCUCCUACUGAUGUAAUCAAACAAAACAAGUGUAUUUUUAUACUCUCAAAUCUUGGUUUUUUAGCCUACAAAAUAAGCUACCACAAUACUUAACUACAAAUGAAUAGACAAUUGGAAUAAUCUUGUGUUACCAGUUUAAAUUCACAUAUAAAGUACUACAUGUUUCCAUAACCACAAUAUUGGCAAAGCAAAAAGCGUCAUGUGUUCUUCUUACACAAUUCAACAUUGAUGACAACAAAAUAAUGAGGGCUUCUCACAGUUUGAUGUAUUUCAGACUGGAAGGAGGCAGCAAUGGGCAACUACUCCACCUCCUAGUCAGACACCCUAGGAGGGAUUAGGCGAAAGCUUAACAUAGAGCCUUCACUUUGUCACUCUUAUAUUGGGAUAAAGGUAUGAAGCUACCAAUCCAUUCUUUCAGUGUGGUAUUUGAACCAGAAGCCCUCUCUCAUUUUUGUCCAAAGCCAGCUUUUUACAGAAAACCUAUAUAUGCACAUUAAUUUGACUUUUUGCCAUUCCUCUGAAAUGUAGAUGUAGAUAAGGAUGUUGAAUGUCACUGUAGCUCUUUCUCUACAGGUAAAAUUAUCCAUAGCAUCAAUACCAAUGGACUAAGGGCUGCUUUGCACAUGAACAUUUUCUACUUCUAAGAAAAAGCAUACACCAUUGCAUGUGUGUGUGCUAAGAUAAAGGGUAAACCUUACAUAGUGCUAGCCAUGGUGCUGCAUUAUGCAGACUGAAGAGAUGUCAUGAUGCUUUGCAGGGCAUGUGACUGAUGAUGAACUAUCUAGUUGCUUAAUGAACAACUUGAGUGCUCUUUGUCUAAAGCCACCUUGGAAUGUAUUCUGGUGUGUUUACCUGCAGAAUAGUAGGGGCAUAAAAUUGGUCUGGACAUCCAUGAAGAGCUGAAAAGAUUGUUUGGCUAGUGGAGAACUGGGGUUUUGGGGGAAUUCUUGUGUGUGUGAUGAUAUUAGUUUAAUGCUUUUUUUGACUAAGCCUGCCUGCAUGCUUGCUUCUGUGCCUAUCUAAAACCUGCACAACUUGUACAUUUGUAAAUAAACAAAUUAUUACAAAGAGA